Molecule: messenger RNA, 3038 nt
Organism: Oncorhynchus masou masou (cherry salmon)
Lineage: Eukaryota; Metazoa; Chordata; Actinopteri; Salmoniformes; Salmonidae
Product: ectonucleotide pyrophosphatase/phosphodiesterase family member 7-like
Exons: 6
Coding region: 211-1686 (491 amino acids)
Source: RefSeq, a predicted model, not a curated record
GUAGGUAUGAAGUGUAUCAGUGUGUGAUUGAACACAGUCAGUUGAAGGGUAGGAAGCUACAGGACAGAGUCUGUCAGUCAGUAGUGGUGGUGCUCAGAGUAGUUUUGCUUGGACUCUGGUGUGACUACAAAGUGUUUUGGACAUAUUGUGGGUUAUUGUGGGACAUAUAACCAUUAACUGUGAUCCCGAGGUGACCGUGAAGCACAAGACAUGCUGCUAAGACUAGGUCUUCUCAGCCUACUGGCCCUCUCUCCAUCUCUGGCUGCCCCACACCAAGGCUCCUUCCCUGGAGUGGAUUCUCCCCACAGGAGAUCCAGAAACAACAAGCUGCUGCUCAUCUCAUUCGAUGGGUUCCGUUGGGACUAUGACAGGGACGUGGACACCCCUCACUUGGACGCGAUGGGCCGGGACGGCGUCAGGGCUGCCUACGUCACACCCCCCUACCUCACCAUCACCAGCCCCACACACUUCACCCUGCUCACAGGCCGGUACAUAGAAAACCAUGGAGUGAUCCACAAUAUUUGGUUCAACACUACGACCCAGGAGAAGAAACAGUACUACAUGACCCAGUUUGUGGAUUCCUACUGGGACAACGGGAGUCUGCCCAUCUGGAUAACAGCUCAGAGACAAGGUCUGAAGGCAGGCUCCCUCCACUUCCCCGGCACGGCCGCCACCUACAAAGGUGAGAGAGUAAAGGUCAGCCAGGUGGAACCUCGUUUCUAUGAGCACAACAAUGAGACGGACUGGAGGAUCAAUAUCGACAAGGUGAUUGGUCAGUGGUUCUCCAAGGAGGACCUAGACUUUGUGUCUUUGUACUUCGGUGAACCAGAUGGAACGGGACACAAGUAUGGACCAGAAUCCCCGGAGCGCCAGGAGAUGGUUCAACAAGUGGACCGGACCGUGGGAUAUAUCCGCGAUACCACCCGGAAUCACGGCCUGUCUGAUCGGCUCAACAUCAUUAUCACUGCUGAUCACGGAAUGACCACUGUGCUCCGGAAUGGCCUGGUCGACGAGAUCAUCCUGUCCAAGAUUCCAGGAUUUGACUUCCGGGAUAUCAAGUUCCAACUGGUAGAUUAUGGACCAACAGGAAUGCUUCUUCCCAGAGAAGGAAUGCUGGAGAAGGUGUACCAGGCCCUGAAAGGGGGCCACCCUCACCUGCAUGUGUAUAAGAAGGAGGACAUGCCUGGUAGGCUUCACUAUAGUAACCACCCUCGCCUCCUGCCCCUGAUUCUCUUCGCUGAUCAAGGAUAUGUCAUCAAUGGCUUUUUCCCAGUCCAGUUCAACAAGGGAGAGCAUGGCUAUGAUAACCAGAUGAUGGACAUGAAGCCGUUCUUCAGAGCUGUGGGGCCUGACUUCCAGAAGAACCUGGCUGUGGGACCCUUUGAGACGGUGAACGUGUAUCCGCUGAUGUGCCACCUCCUGGGCAUUAAACCGGAGGUCAACGAUGGGUCCCUGGAGGUCACUCGCCAGAUGCUGGUUCCCAAGAAGGACCAGGGAUCCUAUGAGAACAGGGACAUCCAGUGGGAAGUCUUCAUCGGCCUGACAUCGGUCGCUGGUAUAUUAGCUCUGGUGUUUGUUGUCACCACAGCUCAUGCCAUGUUGAAAAGGACUCAAAUGGACAGGAGAUCUGAAGUCACCCACGAGGAUCUCAAUGAAAAAGAGUCUGAUAAACAAACCUCCUUUUGAAAACCAUUACCUUUGUGGGAAGUCAUUUGUUUAACAAGUUAUUGGGCUUCUGUGUGAUUUGAGUGCUAAUAUCCUAGUUUAACCAAACAGAAUGUUGUUUUAAUACCAAUGCAAUAUAAAUCUGUAUCAGUGUAUCAGGAAGGCCAACAUCCUAACUCUAACCCUAGCUCUAACCCUGGCUUCAUGUCCACACCCGGUUCAACCAUACAAUAUGUUUCAAAACCAAUAACAAGCUUAUUGAUUAUGCUGCACUCGUUGUGUCUAGGGGUCUAAGGCCUACACGGUCAGUAACCUGAUUUUUAUGUGUGCAUAAAUGUGAGAGGUAUGUGUAUACGACCAGGUGUCGGAUGCAUGUACCCAGAAGAUAGCAACCUUAACUUGGAGCUAUACAGUAGAGCUAUGCAAACACCACAAUCGAGUUCCUUUGAACACUGAGUUAAAUGGGGAACACUGCAGCAUAUUAAAUAUUUAACACUUUCAAAAGUGUUAUUUUAACACCAGUACAGUGGACUCAUCUGUUCACUGAAAAUAGUAUGUUUUACACUUUCAGAGUUAAAGGUAUACCAUUGAUUGUACUGUGCAGCUGCCCAAUCAGAUUAUUGUUAUUUCUAAAUGGUGACCAAAAUACAUACAGUACUGUAUAUACAAAAAUAAUCCAAAGGCCACAUCUCCACCAAGAAAAAAACCUACAGCCUCCCAAGUCUGCAAGCUUACACACUAAUCUCCCCUACAAAGGCUAAAUGCAGUAAGUAACUACCCUUUUGGUCAAAAUUAAUGUAAGACUGAAAUCAGGCUCUGCAGCAUCUGUAUUUUAUUCUUGUGACAAUGUGUCCGUCCUGGUUCAAUUUUGUUCAGUCAGACAAAAUGGAAUGUGAAAUUUGCAGUAACUACAAAAUACAAGUAGAAACCAAGGCAAACAGCAGCAACUGAAGUUACUGUACUUUGGCUUAGUUCCAGCAUGUUUUGACUGCAGUAACAACACUACGGUUCAAAAGUUUGUGGUCACUAAGAAUUGUCCUUGUUUUUGAAAGAAAAGCAAUGUUUUAUCCAUUAAAAUAACAUCAAAUUGAUCAGAAAUACAGAAUAGACAUUGUUAAUGUUGUAAAUGACUAUUGUAACUGGAAACUACAGAUUAUUUUUUUUGGGGGGGGGGGGUAUCUACAUCGGCGUACAGAGGCCCAUUAUCAGCAACCAUCACUUCUGUGUUCCAAUGGCACGUUGUGUUAGCUAAUCCAAGUUUAUAAUUUUAAAAGGCUAAUUGAUCAUUUGAAAACUCUUUUGCAAAUAUGUUGGCUCAGCUGAAAACUGUUGUUCUGAUUGAAGAAGCAAUAAACUGUCCACCUUUAGACUAA